AUGAAACCCUGGUUUUCAAACCAACAAAUUCUUCAACUCAACCACAAACUCUCACACCUCACAAGAACUAACCAAUUCUCCGAUUCCCUCAAACUCUUCACCAAAAUCCACUCCUUCUACUUCUAUAAACCAGAUCACUACACCCUUUCAAUCGUCAUAACCGCCACCGCCAACACCGGCCAUGUCACCACCUUCGGUAACCAGCUUCACUCCUUCGCAAUUCAAACAGGCCUCAAAGCCCAUUCUCAUGUCGCCAAUUCCCUCCUCUCUCUUUACUCCAAAGCCCAUGACAUUAUUUCAGUUCAACUCGUUUUUGAAGAUGUUUUAUACACAUAUGUGUAUUCAUGGACCACCAUUUUAUCUGUUGUCACUAAAUUGAUUCAUGUUGAUUAUGCACUUCAUGUAUUUGAUAAAAUGCCCAAGUCUUAUGUUGCUGUUUGGAAUGCUAUUAUUACUGGGUGCAGUGAUAAUAGACGUGAAGAUGUUGCUUUUAAGUUAUUUAAAGAUAUGUUUAGGAUAAAUGUUAGGCCUAAUAAUUACACAUUUGCUACUAUCUUGAGUUUGUGUUCUUUGGAGGUUUUGGAUUAUGGAAGGCAUGUUCAUUCUAUUGUUUUCAAAACUGGGUUUUUGGUUAGGACUUAUGUGGUUAAUUCUCUUAUUACUAUGUAUUCUAACUGUGGAUGUGUUGCCAAUGCUUAUGAGGUAUUUGAGGAAACGGAAGAUGGGGUCCGUGAUCAUGUUAUGUAUAAUGCAAUGAUAGAUGGUUUUGAGGGCAUGGAAAGCUUUGAAGACGCGUUUGUAGUGUUUAGGGAUAUGCAUAGGGCUUGUAUUUGUUUAACUGAAGUUACUUUUGUGAGUGUGUUGAGCUCCUGCUGUUCUUUGAGAGUUGGGUGUCAAGCACAAGCUUUGGCUAUUAAAAUGGGGUUUGAUCAUGACUAUAUUGCUGUCGACAAUUCGACUAUAACCAUGUAUUCAUGCUUUGGGGAGGUGAAUGAGGCUCGAAAAGUUUUCAAGAGAAUGGAAGAAAAUAGGGAUCUUGUUUCGUGGAAUGUAAUGAUUUCGAUGUUUUUUUAA
Messenger RNA from Lathyrus sativus (Indian pea), 1074 nucleotides. The record is from the annotation of a GenBank genome assembly. Lineage: Eukaryota; Viridiplantae; Streptophyta; Magnoliopsida; Fabales; Fabaceae.